AUGUCGCUCCAAGACGCAUAUUUCGCGGCGCCGCCAAUAUCGAGAACCAUCACAGCUGCUAUAGUAUUGCUCUCGUGGCCAGGAUGGUUAGGCCUCUAUGACCUAGGAUGGACGAUUUUCGAGUCAGGAAAAGUCUUCACCAUCAGCCAGUUGCCUCAAAUAUGGCGCCUUGCAACAGGGCUUUGCAUCACUGGUCCCAAAUGGGGCUUGAUCAUGGACCCAUUCAUCUUUUGGCAGUAUAGCAGCCAACUCGAGACUAGCAAUGCGCGGCUCAGUUCACCUGGCGCAUACGCAUUCUACCUACUCUUCAACGCCGUUAUCGUCUUGUUGACAGGAGGGUGGUACCUUAAUGGCAUGUUGUUGCUCAGCCCCCUGAGCAUGGCGUUGAUGUACACCGCCUCGAUGGAAAACCCCAACGCACAGGUCUCGUUCAUCAUCAUUCAAAUGCCAGCGAAGUAUGUCCCAUUCGCUUCGCUAGUGAUUACUUUCGUCACAGCUUCACCCUAUCUGGCUCUAAUUCAGUCGAUGGGAAUCGUCUCUGCACACGCCUAUGAGUUCUUCGACAAAAUCUGGCCUGAAUUUGGCGGUGGCCCUCGAUUGAUCCGGGUGCCACAAUUCUUGCAAAGACUGUUUGCAGCUCCGGCGGGUACCGGUCAGACACGUGCUUACGGCACCGCAUUUGGUGCCCGGUCUGGUGGCCCGGGUUCAGCACCAGUUGCUCAAGCGGAAGCUGGCCGAGCUGGUGGUUGGACCAGCGGGAGUGCCUGGAACUCUCGAGGAGCAGGGCGACGUCUUGGAGGAGAUUGA
Messenger RNA from Dissoconium aciculare CBS 342.82, 807 nucleotides. RefSeq names its product DER1-domain-containing protein. The coding region runs from base 1 to 807 and encodes 268 amino acids. Gene Ontology annotation, molecular function: ubiquitin-specific protease binding; misfolded protein binding. Gene Ontology annotation, cellular component: Hrd1p ubiquitin ligase ERAD-L complex; endoplasmic reticulum membrane. The transcript is spliced from 3 exons. Gene Ontology annotation, biological process: endoplasmic reticulum unfolded protein response. NCBI's taxonomy places the organism in Eukaryota, Fungi, Ascomycota, Dothideomycetes, Mycosphaerellales, Dissoconiaceae. The record is from RefSeq and is a predicted model, not a curated record.